Iphiclides podalirius (scarce swallowtail) is the source of this 915-nucleotide messenger RNA. The record is from the annotation of a GenBank genome assembly. Lineage: Eukaryota; Metazoa; Arthropoda; Insecta; Lepidoptera; Papilionidae.
AUGAAUGUUGUUAAUCAACUCCUUUGUGUUCCCAGCGGCCUGACGUCGACCGCUGAGCGGGCCGUGACGCCGGUGUACCUCCGAUGCCGCGAAGGCACCGUCUCUUGGAUGUACCCCCGGGGCGCCUUGAGGUUACUCCUGCGACCGCCUCUGCCCGCAGCGGAGCGGGAUUUCAACGUCUGCCUGAGGGUGAUAAGGCGGCCGGACCCGCCAGAGUUCUUCCACGACCUCCAGUAUAACCAUACAGAAAAAGCCGCGAGGUUCCCCGCGCGCAUCUUCGUGGAGGGGGCGCGCAAGUUGGUGCCUCUGUACGCGCCUGACGACGGGGAUCCCCGGGAGUUGCGAUGCUUCCGCAGCAGGCGGGGCAGGGCGGCACUAUACGUCGAGGCGGACCCAGAGGAAGGACCUAGCCGGAGGGUUGCCACUUUCAAGUACGAGGCGCGCCCUUUGAACACGCGCCACUACGACCCGGCGACGGCGGACUGCAGGCCCUGCUCCGACUCCGAGCUGGAGCUGGCCUUCUGCACCAGCGACCUUGUGUCGCGCGUGAUGAUAGUGGGCAGCGAGGAACGGGAGGAUUUGGAUAGCACACAGCUGACGCUGCGCUUGACGAAGGUGCUCCGCGCGACAGGCGGCGAGCUUAACGCCGACGAGCUCGAACACGACGGCAACUAUUAUGCGUACCAGGUCGACAACGACAUAGCGUCGGAGGCGCGCGAGGAGUCGCGAACGUUGCACGCGCACGUGCACGUGUGGUCCGGCUGCGGGGCGGCGGCGGGCGCGGGCGAGUUCGUGGCGAUGGCGCGCCGCCGCCUCGGCCGGCUGGCGCUGGUGUGCGCGCCCCGGACGCACCAGUGGCGCCGCCUCGCGGAGGCGCGCGCAAACGCACACGACGCGCACUGCACGCUGCGCCAC